UUCAGCGCGAAGCUGGAAAAAACACCUCAGACUACCUGGAACCAGUCCAUUAUUUCUCGGCAUUCCCCGCCAUUCGCGGCCUUUUGUAAAGGAAAUUAAACUGAUACUAACGGUGGUAUGCUGCUUUUAGGCCUCUUGUGACUUAACACGAGCAGCUUUCUUCAGAAGUUUUGAGGUGACGGACGGUGUCAGUUUGUGGCUGUCACGCAGGCACGCGCACGCGCACGUAUCGCGCGCUCGAUCUCGCUGGUUUGCGGGAACGCGCCCGGGUCCCAGUCAGUCAGUCAGAACCGACCCGAGUCUCGAGCGGAAUACUGGCGGACAGAAACGACCACCUUUGGGAAACAAGACCAUAAACAUCUAAUUCAGUGUUUUCUGUGUGCACCGUGAAGUUGCUGUUGACAUGGGGACGCCAGGAUCAGGACGAAAACGGGCCCCAAUUAAAGACCGUUUCUCAGCCGAGGAUGAGGCUCUGAGCAGCAUCGCCAGAGAGGCGGAGGCAAGACUUGCUGCGAAGAGAGCAGCUCGUGCUGAAGCCCGGGACAUCCGGAUGAGAGAAUUGGAGCAGCAACAGAAAGAGCUCGAUGAGAAAUGUGACAAGCAGUUUACAGACACCUACAGCCGGCCGUCCUCUCGUUGUACCACCCCGGCGCUUUCCGCAGCUGCCCUGGCAUCUCUGGGAGGCAGCAGUUCUAGAAGGGGCAGCGGAGAUGCUGGAAGCAUCAUUAUGGAUGCAGAAGCUUCUAUCAGCGAGUUAAAGGACAUCUAUGAUCUAAAGGACCAGAUUCAGGAUGUAGAGGGCCGAUACAUGCAGGGUCUUAAAGAGUUGAAGGAUUCUCUGUCGGAAGUGGAGGAGAAGUACAAGAAAGCCAUGGUAUCCAAUGCCCAGCUAGACAACGAAAAGGCAAACCUCAUCUACCAAGUGGACACACUCAAAGACGUCAUCGAGGAGAUGGAAGAGCAAAUGUCAGAGCUGCACAGGGAAACAGAGGAGAAAUCAAAGGAGUUAGAGCGGCAGAAGCACACAUGUUCAGUCCAACAGCACAAACUAGAGGACAUGAAGGAGGGAAUUCGUCAGCGAGAUGAACUUAUCGAGGAGAACCAGAAAAUUCAGCAAAAGCUAGAUAACCUCACGAGAGAGGCAUUUGACCUGCAGGAAACUGUUAACUGGAAGGACAAAAAGAUUGCGGCGUUAGAGAGACAGAAAGAAUACUUUGAUUGCAUUAGGAAUGAGAGAGAUGAGCUCAGGGAUGAGCUGGCUGACCUCAAGGGGAAAAGCCGAAUGGGAGAGAAACACGGGCUGGUCAUCAUACCAGAGGAUAUGCCCAAUGGAGACGUCAGCCACGAGUCCCCUACCUCAGGCAUCACUGUGGUCACACAAGAGGCAGCGCAGGUGCUGGAGUCAGCGGGAGACGGACCUUUGGAUGUAAGACUACGAAAGCUUGUGGAUGAAAAGGAUGAACUUUUGUCUCAGAUCAGAAAACUAAAGAUGCAGCUGGAGGAAGAAAGACAAAAACACUUAAAGAUCGACAGUGUUUACACAGAAGGAGAGCGAAUGGAGAACGGCACUGACCUGCAUUUCAUCGAGAUGCAGAGGGACGCCAAUAGACAGAUAAGUGAAUACAAAUUCAAGCUUUCAAAGGCUGAACAGGAAAUGGCAACGAUGGAACAAAAUGUAAAUAGACUUGAAGGACAGGUGUCCAGAUAUAAAUCUUCAGCAGAUAAUGCAGAAAAGAUAGAAGAUGAACUGAAAGCAGAGAAAAGAAAACUUCAGAGGGAGCUGCGCACAGCCUUGGACAAGACCGAAGAAAUGGAAAUGACCAACAACCAUCUCAUAAAGCGUCUGGAGAAGAUGAAAGCAAACAGAAACGCUCUUCUGUCCCAGCAGUGAAGAGAGACUCUCCAACACCUUACAGUAGGACACCAAAAACAAAACUGCAGGCCCUUUACCUUCUUUCCAUGCCUCUCGUGGUAAAAUACAGAUGUACACCCCACUAAGACAACACUGUGAGGGAGGAAGCCUCUAAACCUUUUCUGAACCUGAGAAUAUUGUACUUCUGUUGGUUUUGUUGUUUUUAAAAGCUUGGUACAUCACGGUAGCCGUUGAGGUUUCAUUGCUUGGACUGGGUGCUUUUUCCCCCUCCUCUUUUGUAAGUUGCACGAGUAUAAAAGCGCUUUUUAAACUGUAAAUCGACAUGACUGCAGGGCCCUCGACUUCCAUGUAAAUGCUUACACAGCAAUGUGCCUUCACAGGGAGGACGAGGGUUAUAUGCAUUAUAACACUAUACAGGAAAAGCAUAUAUUUCUACCGGUACAAAAAACAUUGUGUUUAAUAAAGGGUACAGCCAUGAGUUGAAAAUUAUAGAGAAUUAAUCAUGUCUGCUAUGGUUUCAAUUAAGUAUUUUUGUUUCGUUUUUCAAAUAUUUAAAAUAUUUCUUGAAAGUAAAUGAAUGCAGUAUGAAUGGGUGGGUGAUUCAUGGAUUGUGAUUGUUUGCAGGGCACAUUGAAUUUUUUUAGGGUUUUUUUUAUUUUUUUUGAAGUGCUUUGUCACAAUGGACUACAUCAAUUUUACACUAAAUGUAAUGAUUUUAACUCCCAGUAAGAGACCGAUGUUUCUACUGUGACAUUGUGAGAUUUGAGAUUCAAGUCCCAAAUGCCACUUGAUGCCUUUCACGAUACUGUUGUAUUCAGGUUUGGUGCAACUUUUUAAUCACACUAGAAACCAAUUGUUUGACACUUCAUGUGCACAGUGAUUGUGACUAAAGCAGCUGCAAAGUAUACUGUAAAUAAACUACACAAUUUACAAACU
Sinocyclocheilus grahami is the source of this 2809-nucleotide messenger RNA. RefSeq names its product leucine-rich repeat flightless-interacting protein 2-like. The transcript is spliced from 16 exons. Lineage: Eukaryota; Metazoa; Chordata; Actinopteri; Cypriniformes; Cyprinidae. Gene Ontology annotation, biological process: regulation of DNA-templated transcription. Bases 404 to 1891 code for a protein of 495 amino acids. The record is from RefSeq and is a predicted model, not a curated record.